CUUUUCCGAGAAUGUAGUAGUAGGCUUUGUUAGUAGAAUAGGCUUCAGGAAGCAAAAUGGAUGUGCUUUCUUAAUUCGGAACAACAAAACACGCAUGUGACCAUUUAGAAGUAGAAAUUAAAAUUGUAAAUCCUGAUUGGCAGAAAAGUCAAAUUCGCGGAAAACAGUGCUAGAAAAGUGUUUGUUUUUUUCGUUAACAAAUGAAGUGAAGUUAAGUGUAAACAGUGCAUCGUGGGCAUCACAUGGAUGUGAAAGACGCCGGAAAAACAACAGAUAAAGGCCACGUGACGUGGACGGGACACUUCUAAAUCUUAAAAGCAGAAGAAGAAGAAGUUGUGGAUGACCAAGAGACCAAUAUAAAGAAAAGGGAAUUCAAAUUCUGCUCAUUUUUCGUAAGUUUUAAAAAAAUUAAGAAGGGGAAAAUUUUAAGAGGAUGUCGGAGCCAAAAGGAAAACCUAUGGGUCGAGGUCGUGGCCGAGGAAGAACACCGCAAACUGCAGAAAAGGGAGCUGAGUCUCCUCAGAAAGGACCCGUGCAAGCGCCUGCAGCAUGGAGUCGACCAUCACAACCCCCAUCAGCUGCAGCUCCUCCUCCAUCUUCUGGACCUUCUGGUCCUGUCCAACAAGUCCCGAGAGGACCACCUUCAGCUUGGGGUCGAGCUAGUCACAGAGCUACUCCUGCGCCUGAACAACCUAUCCCACCUGUUUCCGCCAAGUCAUCUGUUGUUCCUGUUGGGACUUCAUCGGCAUCAGGUGGAGAAGUCGUUGGAAGAGGUGGAAUGCGUGGUGGCAGGAGACUCAACGAAGCCGAAUGUCUUCUGACUAAGCCUGCACAAUGCGCAACCAAAAAAGGAACUUACGGGACAAAGAUAGAGCUGCAAUCGAAUUAUUUCCAAAUGAUAACAAAGAAUUGGUGCUUGUACCAAUAUCGGGUAGAUUUUUCCCCGGAAGAAGAUCGAACUUUUGUUCGCAAGGGUCUUCUGCGUAUCCAUCAUGAGACAAUUGGUGCCUACAUUUUCGAUGGCACUGUUUUGUUCACCAGCUCAAGACUUCCGGAGGGAAUGGAACUCUUCUCAAUGAGGCAAUCCGACCAAGAGAAAAUCCGAAUUUCAUUGAGAAUGGUCGGCGAAUUGCAGAAGGGAGACCACCACUACAUCCAGUUUUUCAACAUUGUCAUGAGAAAAUGUCUCGACAAUUUGAAAUUGCAGCUUGUUGGGCGAAACUUUUAUGAUCCAGCGAACAAGAUUCAAAUUCACGGAGUCGAUGUUCCUAUCCAAAUCUGGCCGGGAUAUGUAACUUCAAUUCGACAAUGCGAGUACAGUAUUCUGAUGUGUGCCGAAAUUUCGCACAAAGUGAUGCAGGACCGAACUGUGUUGCAUUUGCUCGGCGCAAUUUACGAUUCGUACAGAGAUUUCAGGAAACAUUUCUCGGCCGCCAUUUUGGGACAAGUGGUCCUCACUGUCUACAAUAAUAAUACCUAUCGGAUUGACGAUGUCGACUAUUCGGUCACGCCGAAUUCGACCUUUAAAUUGCGAAACGGAGAGUCGAUUUCGUACAUUGACUAUUACAAAAGCAGGUAUGGAAUUAAUGUGACGAACAUAACGCAGCCGAUGUUGGUCUCCAGGUCGAAGCCGAAGGAUCGGCGAGCUGGGGAGGCGGAACUUAUUUAUCUGAUGCCGGAGCUCUGCAGGCUCACUGGAAUAACCGACGAGAUGAGGGCAAGUUUUAAAACUAUGGGCGCAUUGGCCGAACAUACAAAAUUGGAACCCAGAACUCGAAUUAAGCGCCUUUUGUCUUUUAAUCAGCGCCUACUGUCGGAACCAAAAAUAGCAAAGGAACUUACAGAUUGGGGACUGAAACUUGACAAUAAACUGGUCAGUGUUUCGGCUCGAGUUAUUCCAAGAGAUAAAAUUCUCUUGGGAGAUUCAGUCUUUGUCACGCCUCAAGGAAACUGGGAUAAUGAGUUAAGAUCGAAAAAAAUGUUCAUUAUUGCCGAUCUUAAAGACUGGGUCAUUCUCGUGACGAAAAGAAAUAAACUCGAAGCAAAGGAGCUGCUUAGCAGUCUCAAGAAAGUUGCCGCAGGAAUGCAUUUCCAUAUUGCCGAGCCAAGAUUUUACGAAAUUGAUUAUGAUCGAUCCAGCGCGUAUACCGAGGCUCUUGAGAUGAUCAUGAGCCAAACAAAUCCACAAAUGAUCAUGUGCAUCGUGACAAACAACGAUCUUGAUCGAUACUCGGCCAUCAAGAAGAAGUGUUGCGUCGAUCGGCCCGUUUUGUCUCAGGUUGUGAUCAGGAGGACUAUUAUGUCCAAAGGAAAGCCGAAUUUGACCGCGGCGACCAAAAUCGCCAUUCAGAUGAACACCAAACUUGGUGGUGCCCCAUGGACCGUCGAAAUACCUCAAGGCAAUUUUAUGGUUGCCGGUUUUGAUGUCUGCCACGACAAGACAACCAAGGGCCGAGAUUUUGGAGCUCUCGUGGCAUCUCUCGACAAAAAUUUUACGCGGUACUUCAGUGCCGUGAGUGCACACACCUCGGGCGAGGAACUUUCCAAUGAUUUGUCAGUAAACAUGUGCAAAGCUGUUGCCAAGUACCGGGAACUCAACAAAGUCCUGCCCUCGACGAUCAUCUUCUACAGAGACGGUGUCGGCGAGGGACAGGUUCCAUUUGUCUAUGAAAUCGAAGUCGAGGAACUGAAGAACAAACUCCUUGGAUUGUACGGAGACGUUUCGAAAUUAAAACUCAUUUUCUUGAUUGUCACCAAGCAAAUCAACACGCGAUUCUUCUACAAUGGAAGUAAUGCACCCGCUGGAACGAUCGUCGACGAUGUCAUUACCAAUCCUUCCAGAUUCGACUUCUACCUCGUUUCCCAAAGCGGAGGAAAAGGAACAAUCACUCCCUCGGGAUACAACGUAAUUUUCGAUUCUUCCGGUUGGGGUCCAGACAAAAUCCAGAGGAUGACCUAUAAAUUAACGCAGAUGUACUUCAAUUUUACCGGGGCAGUUAAGGUUCCCGCGCCUUGCCAAUACGCCCACAAAUUGGCCGCUUUAGUCGCUCAGGCGAUCCAAAAACCUCCGAGUAUCCAGCUCGAAACUCUCCUUUACUAUUUGUAAUUUGAUCAUGCUUUUUUUUUUUUACUUUAUUUGAUUUGCAUGAUCAAUUUUUUCAAAAUUUGACUAAAUUUUAUGCUUUUUUAAUGGAUUCGGACAUAUAUUUUUUUUAAUACUUUUAAUUAGAUUUAUAAGAAUCAAUUUCGAAUUUUUACAUUUUCGAAUUCUAGAUUUACCAAACUGCAGAAUCAAUUGGUACUAAAAAUUGUCUAAAUUUAGGGAUUUUUUUUUCAAUGCUUUUAAUUAGAUUUAUGAAAAUCAAUUUCGAAUUUUUAAGAUUUUCGAGUUCUGGAAUUAUCGAACUGCUUUUAUUUACACUGCAGAAUCAAUUGGUCAACAUUUGACCCUUGUAUUUUAAUAAGGGAUUUUCCCAGGUUUUUAAUAAUGACAUGUUUUAAUUUUUGUGCACCGUGUUUUUUUCCGUCGUUAAUUAUACAGAUAUA
Molecule: messenger RNA, 3546 nt
Organism: Belonocnema kinseyi
Lineage: Eukaryota; Metazoa; Arthropoda; Insecta; Hymenoptera; Cynipidae
Product: piwi-like protein Siwi
Exons: 12
Coding region: 434-3106 (890 amino acids)
Biological process (GO): regulatory ncRNA-mediated gene silencing
Cellular component (GO): P granule
Molecular function (GO): piRNA binding; protein binding
Source: RefSeq, a predicted model, not a curated record